Thermothielavioides terrestris NRRL 8126 is the source of this 975-nucleotide messenger RNA. RefSeq lists its product as uncharacterized. Lineage: Eukaryota; Fungi; Ascomycota; Sordariomycetes; Sordariales; Chaetomiaceae. The record is from RefSeq and is a predicted model, not a curated record. The transcript is spliced from 2 exons. The coding region runs from base 1 to 975 and encodes 324 amino acids.
AUGACCGAUCUCCUGAGCGUGCUCCCGCACUUUCCAGUCGGGCAGUUCGCGCGCCUGAUCCCGGCGCUCGAGAAGCAUGGGAUCUCUACCAGCGACCUCUUGACCCUUGAGGCAGCCGAUAUUGGGAAGCGCACCCACCUGCCCUUACUCGACGUCAGGCGGCUGAGCGGCGCCGUUCUCGAUGCGCUCCAUGCCGACCUCGGGGUCGCGACCCCGGCUCCUGGCGCACGUUCCCAGCAGCAGCGGGCCAAGUCCGCGUCCGAGUCCGAAGCGGGUCCCGAGUCGGAUGACCCGGCGGGCCACGGCGACCGGGCCGCUCCGGAGCACGCGGAGGCACCAGGGGCGGCCAGCGCCGGCUCCACUAGCAGCACAAGCAGCACCAGCGCCUUGAAGAACACAGCCGCCUCUCUCGCCGCCCAUUCUCCACAAGAAGACCCUCCUCCACCACCACCACCAGCGCUUUUAGUCCCCCCACCAGACGACGACCCCUCUCAGACCGCCCCCCACCCCUCCCACCCAGCCCUCCUCCUCGACCACCAACAACGCUGGUUCACAGGCUGGGGCGACGACCCCUCCCUCUCUCCCUCGUCCCCUUCCUACUCCAUCGGGGUGCCACCAGCGCUGAAGACGCCCUCGCUCGGCCUGGUGUGGACGACACAGCUUGCGGUGCGCAUCGCGCUGCUCAGGACCGCGGCAGGGGCAGGGGCGGGGUUGGGGUUGAGAAGGCGGCGGUGGAUGAAGGUUGUGUUUGCGGCGCAUGCGCGGGCGAGUGGUGUCGGCUGCUUGGCGAGGGCGGAGGAGGAGGAGGAGGAUCGGACGGCGGAGGACUGCGCUCACGGAGAGGGAGCCGGUGAAGGAGAGGGUGUGGGUGUGGGUGUGGAUAGUAGGGCAGGGCCUGUUGAGUUUGAGGUUUGGAUGGGCGGGGUGAGGGCUGUUGGUGCCCGGGACGAGGAUGAGCGGGGCGGAGGAGGAUGA